AGGUGACAGAUAGUCAACACAUUUUUUAUUAGUUCGACAAACUUCAAACAGUUCUUUGUUAUUAGAACAUGAAUAAUGUAAUUAAUUCCCAUAUUGAUGGUGCAUUAUACAACGAAAUGCCCUCUUGUAUUAAUAAAUUUGUCAUUUAACAAGUACUAACCUCAAAAAUAGCGAAAUAAUGAGUAAGAGGUGAUUGCUUUGUGACCAGUGACCCGUAUGUUUUCGUGUCAACAUCAGUGAAUAACUCAGUCAAAUAUUUCCAAAAAUGUCUGAAGCAAAAGUUCGCGAUGGCGAAGCCCUCCCCAAAGGAAGAGUAACCGAAGUGUGUCAAGAAUGGAUGGUUCGUGAAGAUGGGGCUUUGGCUUACCGUCUCCAAAACCAAGAAUACAGCGAACACCUCUCAGGUAACAAAUAUCGUAAUGCUCUAGUCCGCGAAGACUUCCCCCGAGCCAAAAGUGAACAACUCAGAGAACAACAAUUGGCCGAACAAACAGCCCUAAUCUACCAACGAAUGUUAGCCGAACAAGAAGAACAAGACAAUCAAGUCGCUAAACAACUCGCUGAAGAACUGGAACGAGAAGAACGCCAAAAACGGAGACUCAUUGAAAUGCAAGACCAAAAUGUUGCUCGUCAAAUGUUACACAGAGAAAGACACCCACUUUCACCCCAAAGACCUCCACCGCCUCGGAGACAAGCCAAACCAAUGCCACUACCGGAUUUGUACACCGAACCGUAUCGAAAACCGGAUUUGGCUUCACAUUUGGAGAGAAUUGACAUCGCUGAAGUGGGGCUGCCAUUAGAUGAACUCACAGAAAGGCAAAUCCAAGAGGAACGGGAUGCUGAAUUAGCCCGAAAAUUGCAAGAACAAGAGGGGAAUUUAGAAGACACUUUGUUGAAUCGUGAUCGUAUGCUUGCAAUCGAGGCUCAAGACAAAGAACUUGCGAAAAUGUUGCAAGAAAGGGAGAGGAAUAAGGCAAGAAGGGCUCGGGAAAGGGCUAAACAGAAAGCACUUGCUAAAAAACAACAACUCGAAUCUCAACAAAUUAUGCCAGAUGAUUCGUAUUCAUAUCCAGCUGAUAUGAUCCCCCCUCGAGCCUCAAUACCAAGGAAUCACGAUACAUAUGCCCUACCUAAUCAGAAUGAAGAUGAUAUUAAUUACAGUUUACCUGUUGAUGUUUUACCAUCACAUAAUUUAAUUGACAAUAAUUAUAGCCCACAAAAAAGCUACGAUUCACGUUAUGCCUUAGGUGAUAAAGUUAUUGAUUCUAGUACUCGUCCGUCCUUUGAUACUGAUAGGAAUUUAGAUGGCCCUCCUGCUGUACGACCAACUCAAUUGGACUUAAAGUCGCCCUUGAACCGUAUCAAUAAACCCAGAUAUCCAGAACCCGAAAACUGUGAUAAUGCAAGUGGGUUGUCGCCGAAUUCUCAACAUAUCAACAUAGCUAUGGCUAUAGACCCUACAUAUCCCAAAAGAGGAAUGCAUUCUUCAUCCAGUUAUGAAACCACUUCCAGUACUGUAACUACAAGUACUUCGAGUAGUAGCCCUGGGAUGGUUUUACCACCCCCUGAUAUCUCAGAAAUGGAUGACGAAAAUAAUAUUCCACCAUAUAUGCCGAUUCAAGGCCAACGUAGAACUGCUUCGUUGGAGAAAAAACAAAAGAAGAAGAGUAAAGACGGGGGUUGUAAACAACAAUAAUUUUGAUAUUUUUACUACACUUAUUUUGUUUGACAUUUUUGUAAGCAGCUCCAAAUUGACAAUAUUUAUAUUUUUAUUAUUUAUAUAGUUACUAUAAUACCAAAAUAUUCAUGCUCAACAUAUUUUAAUUAAUAUUAUAUUUACACUUUAUAUUUAGUAUUCAUUUUGGUAGCAGGUUUUACUUUUUGUAUUUUUUACAAAAUAGAGUUUUCAAUGUUAA
Molecule: messenger RNA, 1916 nt
Organism: Tribolium madens (black flour beetle)
Lineage: Eukaryota; Metazoa; Arthropoda; Insecta; Coleoptera; Tenebrionidae
Exons: 2
Coding region: 266-1696 (476 amino acids)
Source: RefSeq, a predicted model, not a curated record